This is a messenger RNA of Haplochromis burtoni (Burton's mouthbrooder), 3706 nucleotides long. RefSeq names its product hepatocyte growth factor (gene hgfb). Lineage: Eukaryota; Metazoa; Chordata; Actinopteri; Cichliformes; Cichlidae. The transcript is spliced from 18 exons. Gene Ontology annotation, biological process: proteolysis. The coding region runs from base 116 to 2251 and encodes 711 amino acids. Gene Ontology annotation, molecular function: serine-type endopeptidase activity. The record is from RefSeq and is a predicted model, not a curated record.
GAGAAGACGCAUCAUCUGUGCAGUGGUGGGAGCAACAUCUCCUGGUUGCAGUCCGACAGCAACGCGAGCAGCUUUUCCGACUUGUUUCCAGAAACCGUUGUUGCGUGACGAGACCAUGUGGAUUUACAAGGUCGUUUUCGGAUUCGUUUUCGUCGUUUCUUGCUCUGAAGGCAGAAGAAAUGCUCUCCAGGACUACCAGAAAACUGACAGCAUUCAACUGAUGGUCCAUUCUGAUUCCUCCCACCUGACCAAAAGCAGGAAGCUGAGCUUAUCGAAAUGUGCUAAAGCCUGCAGCCGCAACAAAAGGCUCCCCUUUACCUGCAGAGCAUUUGUGUAUGAUCAUAAAAACAGGAAAUGCCAGUGGCUGUCCUUCGACAGGAACUCACCAGGAGUUCAGAGCCAGCAGAACAUGAACUACCAACUCUAUGAGAAGAAAGACUAUGUUAGAGAAUGCAUUGUAGGAACAGGGCAGAGUUACAGGGGGCGGAGGUCAGUGACUGUGAGUGGGAUCCUGUGCCAGGCCUGGGCUUCUCCUGUUCCUCAUGAGCACAAAUUCAUGUCUAAGAGGUUCAGGAAGACGGACCUCCGGGAAAACUACUGUCGCAACCCAGACAACUCUGCUGUUGGCCCAUGGUGCUUUACCACUGACCCUCGGCCACACUUCAGACAUGAGGAGUGUGGCAUACCACAGUGUUCAGAGGUUGAGUGUAUCAACUGUAUUGGCGAGGAUUACAGAGGACCAAUGGACCACACAGAAAGUGGAAAAGAAUGCCAGCGGUGGGACUUGGAUGACCCACACAAACACCUGUACCACCCCAAGAGGUACUCUGACAAAGGCCUGGAUGAUAACUAUUGUAGAAACCCAGACGGACGCCAAAGACCCUGGUGCUUUACCACAGACCCAAAUACACCCUGGGAGUACUGCAACAUCACAGUUUGCGAAACCCCUCCUAAAAGUAAUGUGGUGGAAACAACUGAGUGUUACCAGGGCAGAGGAGAGGGUUACAGGGGAGCAGUAGAUAUGACACCCACUGGACUUACCUGCCAGCGCUGGGACUCUCAGUAUCCCCAUAACCAUACAUUCCUGCCUGAAGCCUACCCCUGCAAGGACCUGAGAGAGAACUUCUGUCGAAAUCCAGAUGGCCAAGAAUUCCCCUGGUGCUUCACUACAGACCCAAGAGUCCGCACAAUGUCCUGCAUUAAUAUCCCUCAGUGUGGCACCCAAAACAGGCUUGUCAGCGACUGCUAUGAAAGAUUUGGAGAAAAUUACCAAGGACAGCAGUCAAGGACUAGAUCAAACCUGCCCUGUGCUCCCUGGAGAGACCACAGCAACAGUGGUGAGAGGGGCAUGCCGACGGCUGGCCUGGAAGGAAACUACUGUCGAAAUCCUGAUAAAGACAAACAUGGUCCCUGGUGUUACACCAACAAUUCUGCCAUACCCUGGGACUACUGCAAUGUGAAACCAUGUAAUGCUUCACAGAACACCAUCCAACUGGGUGAGGAGGCUUCUGUGAGCUGUUUUGUCCAUAAGACAACGAGGAUCGUAGGAGGAAGUCCAAUGAGCAUAUCAGAAGGCAGCUGGAUGGUCAGCAUACAGAAAGGAUCAAUGCACUGGUGUGGCGGUUCACUAAUACGAGACGAGUGGGUGCUUACUGACAGAGAGUGCUUCUCCUCAUGUGUUCCGAACCUCAGCGAGUAUCGAGUGUGGCUGGGGGUCUCUGAUAUUCGAGAGGGCGCUCCUGACUGGUCUAAGAGGCAGGAAGUCAGUAUAGCCCAUGUAAUAUGUGGCCCUGAGGGCUCCAGCUUAGCCCUCCUAAGGCUCUCUAAGCCUGCCCUUCCUGCAGACAAUGUCCAUACGAUUCAGCUACCUGUGGCUGGGUGCAGCAUCCCAGAAGGAACAAUAUGUAAAAUGUAUGGAUGGGGAGAGACCAAAGGCACUGGCUAUGAAGAUAUGCUAAAGGCAGUGGAACUGCCCAUUGUCAGGAAUAACCGGUGUAGAGAAAUGCACAGAGGAAACCUUCACAUCACCACCAACAAGAUCUGUGCAGGAGGGAAGAGAAAUGAGGGAGUGUGUGAGAGGGACUAUGGAGGCCCUCUGGUGUGUCAGGAUGGGUAUAUCAGGGUUAUUGUUGGAGUAAGUGUCCAUGGCAGAGGCUGUGCUCGGGCCAACCAGCCUAGCAUCUUCAUUAACGUGCCCUUCUACACGCAAUGGAUCUACAAGGUUUUCAAAUAUUACCCCAACACCGUCUAGAAACGUAACCGAGAAUGAAAAAAGUUUGGGGGACUAAAUCUGACCAAGACCACCAGUGGUGCACGCAGGAUGCCUGGUUUAUAUGUUUUGCAUACUUACACAGUCCAGAUCAAUAGGAAAUUGAUCCAAGGAUGUACUUACACUAUGAUGUAAUAUUUAAAGUAUCAACAAGAAUAUUCAGAUUCCAAAAGGCACUGAUGGCAGUAGAGUGGAUGUUUUAUCUUAGACAUAUGGUAAGAAAGUCAAGAAACAACAAAGUAUGGCUUUGACUGAGUUGGGAGCAGAACAGACAAACAUACACAUAUAUGUAUAUAUCUUUUUUAUCCAAUUCACAUUUUCCUUUGGGUAGCAGUUCCACCAUAAUUGUGUAUGUGUGUAUGUAAUUACUCUUGAUUCCUGGCAUUACUUGAAUAUUUUAAAUACCAAAUUCGGUGGUUCAGCAGCUGCUUUUGUAGAGUACGUCAAUGGGCCACUUAGAAAACUAUCCAGUGGUAGGGCAACGUUAAGGACACUAUGACGAGCUUUGAUAAAGUGGUCCUUACUGUACAUACUAUUUUAAUGAGUGUGUUUGUGACACUCUUAAUUCAUUUAGGUCUUAUAGAUCUAUUAUAAGAGAACUCAGAUGUUGGGGUGGAUAUAAAGUGUGCUAUCUCUGUGUUUUAGCUUUUAGCCACAUUUCUGUUUCAUUGUGGUGUCAAAUAAACAGAAAUACCUAAAUAAACUGCAUCUUCAGUGUUCUUCUCCUAACACAAUACACCUGACUGAAAGAUGCUCUUUGCUUUCUGUGUAAAAAAAAAUGAGUGUAUGGUUACCCAGUCUUCACAGGAUUUGAAAAACAUGUAUUUUUUUUUCCUUUUAUGUGUGCACAAAAGUUCUUUCUGUACAGAAUAUAAUAUUUCGUUUAAAAAAAAAAAGUUGAAUAGUCAUUGGUAUGUCUGUUUUUUAUGUUUGUUUUUUAUGUCUGUGUAUGUGCAGAGGGAGAGUGAGUUUUGCCUGUGAGCCUGUGCACGUUUAAGCCAGAACUGAAUCCACUCUCAUACCUUGGCAGACCCUUAUUUUAAUUCCACCCUAGAUAUUAGCGUGUCAGAGUCUGCUGUUUCCAACUCUUGUGGAUGGGAUGUGGUCUUUGUAACAUUACUGUCUGUGAUGGGUUUCACUGUGAUGACUGAACAGCCCUUGAAACAACUUGACACACUUCUUUUUCCAGUGUCAGUGAUUGAGAUGGCUUUACAGCUACAUUAUUUUUGCAUGAGUGAGAAAAAUGGUCUGUGUGUGAGUGUGUGCACACUAAAAGAUUCUGCAAGCUGCUAUAUUCCACAGACUGUACAGUAAUGCCUUAUAAUAUAAAAUGUGUAUUGUAUUGAGUGCAUUUACUAUGAGCGUGAAAUGUUAAACCCAGUUUCAGCAUUAUUUUCAAAUGAUGCCUGUCAUUAUAUUAAACUCUUUUUCUACUUA